Messenger RNA from Saxophila tyrrhenica, 1128 nucleotides. RefSeq names its product L-arabinitol 4-dehydrogenase (gene lad1). Gene Ontology annotation, biological process: D-sorbitol catabolic process. The transcript is spliced from 2 exons. The record is from RefSeq and is a predicted model, not a curated record. Gene Ontology annotation, molecular function: L-iditol 2-dehydrogenase (NAD+) activity. NCBI's taxonomy places the organism in Eukaryota, Fungi, Ascomycota, Dothideomycetes, Mycosphaerellales, Extremaceae. The coding region runs from base 1 to 1128 and encodes 375 amino acids.
AUGUCGGCCACCACCACCUCCACGACGAUCAAGCCUAGCAAGGCCAACAUCGGCGUCUACACGAACCCAGCACACGAUCUAUGGGUAGCUGAUGCCGUGCCCUCCUGCGAAGAGGUCGAGAAGGGCGAGAGCCUGCAACCGGGCGAAGUCACCAUUGCGAUCAAGAGCACAGGUAUCUGCGGAUCAGACGUCCACUUCUGGCACGCCGGCCGCAUCGGCCCCAUGGUCGUGGAAGACACGCACAUCCUCGGCCACGAAUCCGCAGGCAUCGUCGUCGCCAAACACCCUUCCGUCAAAACGCACUCGAUCGGCGACCGCGUGGCCGUCGAACCGAACAUCAUCUGCAACGAAUGCGAGCCCUGUUUGACGGGGCGCUACAAUGGGUGUGAAAGCGUGCAGUUCAGGUCCACGCCGCCUAUACCGGGGUUGUUGCGGAGGUAUGUGAACCACCCCGCGGUCUGGUGUCAUAAGAUUGGGGAUAUGAGCUUUGAAGACGGGGCGUUGUUGGAACCGCUCUCCGUGGCGCUGGCGGGGAUGCAGAGGGCGAAUAUUACACUCGGGGACAGUGUGUUGGUGUGUGGAGCUGGGCCGAUUGGCCUGGUGACGCUGGCUUGUGUGAAGGCGGCGGGAGCGGAGCCGAUUGUGAUUACGGAUAUUGACGAGGGGCGGUUGAAGUUUGCGAAGGAGUUCUGUCCGAGUGUGAGGACGUUGAAGGUUGAGAUGGGCGACUCGCCGGAGCAGUUUGCGGAGAAGGUGGUGAAGCUGGCGGAUGGGGUUGAGCCGGCGAUUUGCAUGGAGUGCACUGGUGUCGAGUCCUCGAUAUCUGGAGCUAUUCAUGCGGCGAAGUUUGGAGGGAAGGUGUUUGUGAUUGGUGUCGGACGGCCCGAGAUCAAGGUGCCUUUUAUGCGGUUGAGCACGAGAGAGGUGGACCUACAGUUCCAAUAUCGAUACGCCAACACCUGGCCACGAGCUAUUCGGUUACUGCGAGGAGGUGUGAUAGAUCUGACGAAGCUGGUUACGCAUCGAUUUAAGCUGGAAGAGGCGGUAGAGGCGUUCAAGGUGGCAGCUGAUGCGAAGCAAGGCGGCAUCAAGGUGAUGAUACAGAGUAUGGAGGAUGGGGAGAAGUGA